Bombus pyrosoma is the source of this 4379-nucleotide messenger RNA. RefSeq names its product ATP-binding cassette sub-family G member 4. Gene Ontology annotation, molecular function: ATP binding; ATP hydrolysis activity; ABC-type transporter activity. Lineage: Eukaryota; Metazoa; Arthropoda; Insecta; Hymenoptera; Apidae. The transcript has 13 exons. The record is from RefSeq and is a predicted model, not a curated record. Bases 906 to 2804 code for a protein of 632 amino acids. Gene Ontology annotation, cellular component: plasma membrane.
AACGACAUAGUCAGUCUUCUGCGAACGUUCGGGUGUUUUGGUUGUUUUGUUUGUUCAUUGUCAGCCAAAUUUCAUAUUAUUCGUUCUCAACAUACAUCACACAUAGUUCAUCCCAAAAUCAAUUCUAUAUUUCAAUCCUACACUUCGACGAUUCCUAUAACAAUACGAAAUGUUUGCGUAACUUCGUAUUGGUCUCGCUUCUGUACGCAAAGGAGGACGGGAGAAGAAAAGCGCAAUAGCGCAUAUCACAUAACAUUGCGCAGACUAGGAAAUAUUAAGGAAAUCGCGUUCGAUUAUUCGACGUUGACGAAAUCGCAUAUAGAUCGAUAACAUCUGAAGUAAAUAUUUCACAUGGCCUGUUACUUUCACGAUUUCCAAUUCAAUGAAGAAACGCAUGAGUGAUAUAUAGCUUGAAACUAUAAUGACUCUGCAAGGAUUAUUACUUGUGACUAUAACUGUGAAAACACGGUGCAUUCAGGGGACAACGAAGGACGUCGUCAACAUCUCAAACAUGUUACCAAGAACAACCGUGCACCGUUGGAAAACUUUCUAAAAAUAUGAUGUGAAAUAGGAUUUGCUUUCUUCUCCGGAAACAGAGUGAAAGCGAUUCCUCUUGUUAACUCUAUUCAUUUCUAGUCAAAGUUCAAACAAAUAGAAAAUGAGAAGUUUUCUAUGAAAAAAGUUCAUGAAACAAAAUGUAAGCGGAUUAACACCACGUGGCUUAAUAAUGUGCGAACAGUAAUCGGUUGGAAAUCAAAACCAUCGGGACUCGACCAAUCGAAAGGGAGGAAAGAAGGACAGAAUCGUUGGUAUUGUAUUAGACAUGCGAUUACAGACGUGAAUCGUAGUCAGAACGAACGCAGCGACACUCGUGGAAAGAAACCCCAAACGUAGUUUAUCGAACGAUGACCACUUCUGCCCACUGUUCUCCAUCCCGAUCGUCGUUAAGCUGCUGUCAGGUCGAACAUAACAGCCGCGAUGACGUACACGGAGUGACAGUUGCCGCGAAAAAGAAUUAUUUCGUAGAAGAUAAAUACUCUUUUCCCAGAAAGCCCGAGGUGGACCUCGCUUUUUACGACGUCCGAUAUAGAGUAAAAGAAUGGACCAUUCGACAGUUAAGACCCAAAUCCAAAGAAAUUCUUCAUGGUAUCAGUGGGGAAUUCAAAGCUGGCGAACUAGUCGCCAUAAUGGGGCCUUCUGGGGCCGGGAAGUCGACUUUGUUGAACGUCCUAGCCGGCUAUACAGUGAAAGGCGUUCGGGGAAAGAUUCUAGUGAAUGGAAAAGUUAGGGUACCGUACAGUGAGAGAUGGAAAAGAACAUCAUGCUACAUACAACAGGAAUCCUUAAUGAGAACAAGAAUCACCGUGGGAGAAGCCAUGACAUUAGCUGCACAUUUAAAACUUGGCUACAGUAUAAAUUCAGCCUAUAAACACACUCAAGUUUUGGAACUCUUAGAAAUGUUAGGAUUGAGCCAUUGCUAUGACACCCUUUGUGGAAAGUUGUCCGGCGGACAGAAAAAGCGACUUGACGUCGCUUUGGAGCUUUUAAGUAAUCCUUCAGUAUUAUUCCUCGACGAGCCAACAACCGGUUUGGAUUCGUCUUCGUGCAGCCAGUGCGUCGCACUGCUGAAGCGUCUUGCUAAAAUAGAAAGGCGUACGAUAAUAUGCACGAUACACCAACCAAGUGCGUUGCUCUUAGAGAUGUUUGAUGCCAUUUACGCGGUUGCCGGUGGAUAUUGCAUAUAUAGGGGGUCGGUUAAAUCUUUGUUGCCUCAUAUGUCCUCAAUCGGUAUUGAUUGCCCGCCUUACCACAACCCAGCUGACUUUCUUUUAGAAGUAGCGAUCGGAGAUUACGAUGUUACUGUGGACAAAUUAGCAGCUGCUGUGGAAACAGUGUCUAAAGAUGACAAUAAAGCCGUUACUUACGCGAUGAAAUCACAGUUAGAAGAAAACGCAAAUGAACCACCAACACCUGCAGGAUUCAUCGCACAAUGUUACCUACUUUAUAAGAGACAAUUACUUUCCCUCAAAAGAGACUACACAUUAUUGGUAGUACGAUUGUUGUGUCACCUGUUAAUUGGAGUAAUCUUCGGCUAUCUGUACAUGGGAAGCGGUUACAGAGCGAACGGCGUCCUUGCUAAUUACGUUUACCUGUACGGGUCUUUGCUACUACUCGUUUACACGGGUAAAAUGGCCGUCACACUUGCCUUUCCACAAGAAAUGCGGAUACUCAGCAGGGAACACUUUAAUCGGUGGUAUGGGCUAGCACCGUACUAUAUCAGUCUACUGCUCGUCGAAAUACCGUUCCAAGCAGCUUGUGCAGCGACCUAUUUGACCGUGAGUUACUGGUUAACAGGACAACCCGUAGAAACUCCUCGCAUAAUUUCUUUCAUGGUUGUCAGCAUAGCCGCUAGUUUAACAGCUCAAGCAUGGGGUUUUUUUAUUGGCGCGACCACGCCAGUGAAGAUCGCGGUAUUCGCAGGACCCAUAAUUGCAGUUUUAUUUUCCGUAUUCGGGUUCUGUAUUCGUUACAUGGAUACGCCACAGAUGUUCCGAUGGAUGUUUCAUAUAUCAUACUUUCGCGCUAGUUUCCACAGCCUGUUACACACUGUCUACGGUUUCGAUCGGAUGGACUUGAAAUGUGACGACUUCUAUUGUCAUUAUAAGAAACCAACACAAUUCCUUAAAGAAAUGGAGAUAGUCGAUAUAAGCGUCGCGAACAAUCUCAUUUUAAUUAUUGGUAUCGGCGUCUUAAUGCAUUUAUUAACUGCCAGCGCUCUCUGGUGCAAGCUUAACAGAAGAUAAGAAUUACUUAUUUUCUAUCUUUGGUAAUUCAAUAUCAUUAUCAGCCAAUUAUAUGCGAUCUCUUUUACCAUAGAAGAUAACGCUGAAAGAGUUCCUCCAGGACCUUGUAGGAACGGAUCGAAAAACAUUGAAUUUUUUGUACCAAGAACAAGGCUUUUCUUCAUAGAGAAAUUUUAUGAAAGACAUCUGUUGAAUGUACGAAAGUUGCGAAAUUUAUUUCUACAGAGAACUAUGGAAAUUAUCUAUUAAAUGUUUGUAAAGCAAAUUCUUUUGCACUGUACUUAUGAAUUACAGAAAAAUUUUGUUGAAAUCUUAACAUUUAAAAACGUGUAAAAAUUAUGGAUUAGUUGUCGAUGGCAAUUUAUGAACUUAAUCGUACUAUUAGCAAGUAGAGUUUCUGGAUAUAGAUGUAUCGCUACACGUUAUUCAAUAAUUGUCACGUUACUCCGUAAUUGCCGGGAUUAUUACCUUAUUGUACGUCUUUUUUAUCGGAUUUCUUAUAUCAGAGACUUUCGUAAGAAAUGAGUCACGAAAGCUUUAAAAUGUACUGUAGUCUCGAACACCUUUAAGAGUUACAUAAAUGUAAUGUAGGAUGCACAUAAUAGUUAAGAAAAAAUUCUAUUUUUUUAUCAUGUUUUCAUAUAUUACAAUGUUAUUGAUAGUCUAAUGGUAUUGAUAAUUAGAUUGCAGAUUUUUAUGCGUUCAUACAGAACCUAGAGAUGCGAAAUAUAUACAUAGUAUAUAAAAAUACAUAAAUAUUUAAAAUAAAGUACUCAUCGUAAUCUUCAGUAGAUGAAAUAAAUUAUAUAGAUUUUAUUUCUUGUAUUCAUAAAAAUAUAAAUUUGCAUAAAAACUCGAGACCUAUUGAUGAUAAUAUAUUAAAUCAUUCAAUAUACCACUUAUAUGCUACGAUUAAAAAUAAAAUCGAAGGUCUAUGUUAGGUAUAAUUAUUGCACUGUUUACGAUACGAUUAAUUUGAAAAAUUAAUCGAGAAUCAAACAAGUUAUCAAUUUGAAACAUUGAAUGUGAUAUUGGAACAAAUUAAGCACUUGGUUAUACUAAAAGUAUAUAACAUUAUAAAAAUUAUAAUAUCAGGGCAUUGUUUACAUCAUGUCCCAGUCAGUAGGCAAUGAUUUCAAAAAGUUAUCGUGUGCUUAUUUUGCUUAUAGCAGACUAGAAAAAUUAUUGGAUUAAUUCCUCAGAAAACGUCACGUCUUUUUUUUUCUAUUUUUAUUAUAACAGAUCUAACUAUUCUCUGUGAUAUAUUUGUUAGACAUUUCCAUAAUUUUACAUAAAUAUCAGUGUGUAAAUGUAAUUUUAUGUAAAUUAAAAAUCUAGAAUUAAUUCGUAAGAAUGAACCGUGACAAUUUUAGAUGUUUAUUGAAAAAUAUAUUCCUAUUACAAAAUAUUUGAUCUGUAUCAAUAUUGAAGUCGGAAGUUUCAAUUAUACUUUUCACUAUUUCAACACUCCUAAUACUGUAUUUAUUAUUUGUAUAAAUAUCUUUACUUGCGGAAGGAUAAGUUAUUAAUUUAUAUAUGAUAUUAUACAAUAAGAAAUAAAACUGUUUAUGAAUA